Austrofundulus limnaeus is the source of this 416-nucleotide messenger RNA. Its product is annotated as ras GTPase-activating-like protein IQGAP1. Gene Ontology annotation, cellular component: cell cortex. Gene Ontology annotation, molecular function: calmodulin binding; actin filament binding; GTPase activator activity. Gene Ontology annotation, biological process: mitotic actomyosin contractile ring assembly actin filament organization. The record is from RefSeq and is a predicted model, not a curated record. Lineage: Eukaryota; Metazoa; Chordata; Actinopteri; Cyprinodontiformes; Rivulidae.
GUGAGUCCUGGGCAGAUGCAGGAUCUGAACACCUGGAGGUUUCUCUGACUCUCUCUAACAGAUUUGAUAUUUUCGAGGAGUCGGAUCAACCUGAUGCCAGAGGACUGCUGCUCAGCACCAAACAGCUGAUCGUUGAUGUGAUCAGGACUCAGUCAGGUGACUCUCUCAGUGACAUCCUGAGAACAAAGACCUCACCUGGCCAGGAAGUGCAUCAUGACUGGCUGAUGAUGCGUCGAGCUCAACAGGACGCUCAAACACCUGAGAAGCUGAAGAGGAACCAGUCGCUGGUUGCCAAUAGCAACCUGAGUCUGUUGGAGAAGAAGAGGAAGAUCCUGCGGAGUCUUCAUCGUCUGGAGGGGCUGGGGGUCCUCAGACCACCUCAGACCCACAACCAGAUCCUGCAGAUGAUUGCCAAG